Molecule: messenger RNA, 3462 nt
Organism: Tuber aestivum (summer truffle)
Lineage: Eukaryota; Fungi; Ascomycota; Pezizomycetes; Pezizales; Tuberaceae
Source: the annotation of a GenBank genome assembly
GAUCUGAGGUGCCCGUGAAAGCUGCACAGGAUAAAUCAUCGUUUGGGAAGAUCCCUUAGCAGGGUUUACAAGUAAUAGGGCCUGGCCUUGACCAGCUUGAACAGAUUUUCGUGGCCCCCAAUGCCGGUAUCAUAAGUGGCGGGGGUUAAGCUGUUCCUUCCCCUUCCUCCUCCUCUUCCUCUUCGACUUCUUACCUCUUCUAUCACACCCCACCAUCACCAUCGCCGCCACCACCACCCUCUCUACUCGUACCUCGUCUUUCCCCUUCAAUAAAUCACCCUCUCUUGCACCACCUUUGGCAAUUUUACUUCUUAAUUUCUUUCUUAAUUUCUUGAGAGGAAAAGAACCUCCUCCUCCUCAUCUACUGCUACUCCACUCCUCAUCGUCAUCAUCCCACUGGCCUCGUACCACUCCCGCCUGCACUCUUUUGCACCUUUCCCUUUUUUCUUUCUUACUUUGGCACUGAAGGUUGGUUGUUUACUGGAGAUUGUUGACAUCAUUCUCGGGGAACGAGAGGAAUUCCUCUUGAGGCCUAUCUCCCUUUGGGGCCUAUCACUGUCGCUGCUGGUGUUUGUCUGUUAUUUGUUGAUUGUUUCUAUCUAUCUAUCUAUUCUAUUCAUUGCUGCCGCUGGUGCCACUGUUCUGCUACAGCUGGCAACAUCCCACGCUGCCCUCCUUGGCUGCCUUUGGAUUCAAUAGGAUUCCUACUAUUCCCCUACCGUUUAGUCUCCACCGGUUGCGAAGGCAGAGAAAGAGGGAGAGGGAGAGGCAGGAGAAGGAUAGAAACGGGAAGGAGGGAAGUGGAGUGGAUAGAGAGAGGAAUUGGGAUUCGAAAGGCAGUAUUGUCUCGCGGGUAUCGGUACAGUAGUUUUGCACGGCCAGCAAGCUGUCUCCACCAGCCAACCCCAUUCUGGCUCGGACAGCUCAAAAUUCUCGGCGGUUUUCAACAGAUAGGAAAUUUCCAGAAAUAUUUCGGAACGCCCGUCGCCGCCUAAUUUAUCCCCAGUAAACAUCCCCCCGGGCUACUUUUACCUAAUCCGCCCGAGCUACCUCUAUAAUCACCUUCUUUGACGUCGUUACGACCGUCUGACAGCCCUCCUCCUCCCCCCGCUCCCCUCACGUCGACAAUUGUAGCCUUAUCCUCAGAGAUAACGACAACUCCCGGCGGCCAGGUAUCCGGAUUGAGAGUUCAAAAAGUGCUCCGAGUCCGCUUUGACGGCUUGAACCCACGCCAAUAUUUUCGCAGGGGAGAAUACUUUAUCGCGAGAAAAAAAAGAGAGGAAACAGAUUUCCUUCUAAAAAAUAUCAAUAUGAGUGCUGCAACCGCACCCCAACAGCAGUCCUCGUUGAAUACGCCGGGGUUCUUCGCAUCGGCAUUCAUGGAGAUGAACAUAUUCGAGCAAUGCUUUAGCGCAGCUGCCCCGUCCGACCCAAAGGACAACGCACCUACGGCACCCUCUUCGGGUUCUAUAAAUACAACAUCCUCCUCAUCAUCAACGGCCGCUUCCACGCAAGGUGUCCACGCCUCCAGGGGUUUGAAUACCAUCACACCUAUAUCCGCACCCCACGCCCCUCCUCUAUCCCCAAAGUCGACCACCAUGGACAGCUACGAUCCCGGUGACUUUGCUCUGCCAACCAUUUUUGGCGGGGUAGAUCCUGUGGGGCCCUCUCGCGAGGAUAUGGAGAGAAGAUAUGGGCAAAAUCGAUGGCCCGUGCAUCUAGACACCGCAGUUGUCCCCCCUAGCGCAAUACAGCCACACCUCUCCCCUCCCUACUCCCCACGAUCCGGAUCCCCGACUGAUAGGUUCAUGCCUCCGGUGGAAAUGGACGACACCAUGUCACCGCUGCACAACAUGCUGGUAAACUAUCCCACAGAGACACGAUCUGCACACGGACAGAUCACACCCCCAGAAGACCCAACACCGUUAACACCAAGCCAGCAAGGCGAGAGUAUGUUCGACGACGACGGCGACUGCUUUAACGACGAGUACACGACCAUCGCUGACACGAACCAUUCCUCCUCCGGGAGUGGCCAGACAUUAGCAGAAGCAGACAGCAACACCAGCAGCCGCGGAAGCGCAGGAGCAGUAGGACGGCCACGGACCCGCACGAGCAACCGCGGCAGCACGAAUCGGAGAACUAAAAGAACCAGCGUAGAGGAUGACUCCGCGAAAGAAGCCAAGCGCCAGAAAUUCCUCGAGCGGAACCGAAUAGCCGCGAGCAAAUGUCGACGUAAGAAGAAGCAGUGGACGCAAAAUCUCGAGGACACGGCUCGAGAGGUGCAGGCGGCAUCGAAGAACCUGAACAAGCAGGUGUCGGUGCUGCGCGACGAGCUGCUGCACUUGAAGGGGGAGCUACUAAAACAUAACGGCUGCUCGUGCGAGCGCAUCAAGCAGUACCUGAUGAACGAGGCCACCCGGGUUGUCGAGGGCUCCUCCGCUUCCGCUAGCGCUAGCAACGCAGCGGCGGCAGCGGCGGCAGCAGCAACGGCAAACUUGAGCUCCAGCAAUAACACCCUCCACCAGACCUCCCAACCCCGACAAAUGAGCCAGGGAUCCGAUCUGGGCUUCUCCGCACAAUUCGAUGACUUGUCCGAUACCAGUAGCGCUAGGUUCGCUAUGGGCUCACGAUCGCCGGAAGAUACAGGUGUCGGCAUGUCGAUGUGACGAUAAAUCAAUGAUCGAUUUUGAAGGUUUUUCUUUUCUUUUUUCUGAUAAUGAUGAUUCACCAACCAGUUUUAUCCCUCCCUCCCUGGUUACGUGUCAUCUUACUGUAGUACUAUACUCGGCGUUACUUGGUGUUUUCCCUUGCUCUAAUUACUCACCUGUACUUUUUUCCCAGCAUAACAUUGCCCUUUUCCUUAUUUUUCGUUUGCCUUUCCUUUGAUGACACUGUACCGCCCCCCGCCCUCCACCCCCCCUCCCCCUCUCAUCAUAUAUAUUUCUUGUACAAUCUCGGCCGUGGGGGCGAGGAGGGGCGAUUUGUUACAAAAAGAGAAUUUUUCCAUUCUUUCCCCCCUCAAAAGUUUAUCUUUUUUACCCAAGUGUUUACUUCUGUGUACAAUGUUUUUUUCCCCUCUUUCUCUUAUUGGUUUCUUGGGUCGGGUUCAUUGGCCUCUUUUCCCACGAUCGCAGACACAGUGGGAAUUACCGUGAUGAUGCACGCAACGAAAGCAACAAACGGAACGGAAAAAAUGUGUCAUUGAACGAAGGAGGGAAGGAAGAGGGGGGGUUAUGAGGCAAAAACUGGCUUUUUAUUUUAUUUUAUUACCUUUGUUCUCCAUUCCUGGUGUGGUGCAUUGGGCGGUUGGCUUUUAAUUUUCACCGUUUUCACCUUCCCCACUGGAAGACCUUAUAAAGUCCUCUCGUCCACCGAUAGCGCUAAAGUUUUGGAAAUGGAGCGAGAAACUUGGGGGGUGAGAGCUGAUGAGCGUCAGGAAAAGUAAUGUUUUAUCGUGGCGGA